UGUGAUUUCGGCCUAAGAUUCGACUAUGAAUUCCGGCCCAAGUAACAGUUGAUCUGUGUAUUUGAAGUUGAGCCAGUUUACUUUUUCUAUAUUUGAUAAAGUGAAAGAAGUAUUGUUAAAAGAAUGGAUAAAUGUGACUCAAGUCGAGUACGUGAUAAUUAUUAUACCUGCUUUUACUGCAAAUUUUUACUGCCAAAAGAGAAUUUUAAUUAUACGGAUCAUUUAUGUUUUUCGCGCAUGAAUUUUAAAAAGGAAACAUUGUGUGUGGAUGAAGAAAAUUGUUUAUUUAAAGGUGAAUUAAGCUCUGCUAAAAAUUCUUCAGAGACAAUGCCUGAGAAGGAGAAAUUGCUACAAGAAUUGGAAAUACAUAAUGAUUUUGAUGUAGAUGAAGAUGAUAUAGAUGAAGAUGAUGUAGGUGGAGAUGACGAAAGAGAGACGGAAGAGAGUUAUUACAAUCCACCAACAAAAAAAAAAUGUCGAAACAAGCAAGACAAACGUUGGCUGGAAGCUGACGAAAUUUUAAUUACGGCAGUUCAAAUGAGACCCUGUCUGUGGGAUCAUACAAUAAACGUAAAAAAGAGAAAUACGUUAAAUGUUAGCGAAGCAUGGCUUGACGUUUUGAAAGAACUAAAAGAUUAUAAAUUUAACUUGGAAGAUGUAAAGAAGCGUUGGAGAAACCUACGAGACUCUUUUAAUAAAUCAAGAAAGAAGAAAACCUUGUAUAUACCUAGAGGUUCAGCAGUGCCUACAACAAAUGAUAGUUUUCGACAUUACGGAAACAUGUUGUUUUUAAUAGAUAAAGUGAAGCCCAGGCCCACAAAAAGUAAUAUUUCAGAGAAAAUGUCACAUUCAUGUGGCUCUAGUGAAUCUUUUUCGAUUUCCAUUGAUGCAAAUGUUAUUACAAUUGAAAAUCCGAUGGAAGACAUUGAUAAGGAUGACUCCUUAAGUACAUCCUUAAGUACAUCUGGAAUUAAUAGUAAUGUUUCUGAAAACAGCAGCUUUAUUGAGCACACUAAACGUUCAAGGAAGAAACCUGAAGAAACCGUUGAAUUUAAAAAACAGUUAGUUAAUAAUCUAUCGGAGUGUAAUAAGUCUGCUGAUGGCAUCGAUGGAUUUUUAGUUCAUUUGGGUGACAUUCUAAAAAAAUUGCCAUACAAAGAAAGAAGAGCUCUUCAAAAAGAAAUUUUAGAUUCAGCUUACAAAGCGGAAGAAAGAGCAGGACUUAUUUAAUAACUCUUAUAAUAUGUAAUACUCGUCUAUGAUUCCGGUUGAAAAUAUUAAGAUCUUAUCUGAACUGCAGUAAUUAAAAUUUCAUUAGCUUCGA
Monomorium pharaonis (pharaoh ant) is the source of this 1324-nucleotide messenger RNA. RefSeq lists its product as uncharacterized. The coding region runs from base 124 to 1230 and encodes 368 amino acids. Gene Ontology annotation, biological process: regulation of transcription by RNA polymerase II. Lineage: Eukaryota; Metazoa; Arthropoda; Insecta; Hymenoptera; Formicidae. The record is from RefSeq and is a predicted model, not a curated record. The transcript is spliced from 6 exons. Gene Ontology annotation, cellular component: transcription regulator complex; nucleus.